UCUCUCAUGCGGCGCUGCUCUCUUCUCCAGCUCGCCUUGCUGCAAUCUCCUAAAUCCAAGAUGGCUGCGGGAGGGAGCGGCGGCGGCGCUCCGUGUCUCAACGUGUCCAUCCCAGGACCGCUCGGCAACGUCCUCCCGAGCAACAGCGCCCACGCCUCGGCUACCAGCAACGGGGGAGCCGCCCCGGCGGCGGCGGCGGCGGCAGGGGGAUCCGGGCGCGCCAGUAACUUUAACCCCCAGCUGGGCCCGGUCGGAGGCAGCGGCGGCGCAGUUGCGGCUAACCCGGUGACAGUGCCCUCCAGUCCCCCCCAGCAGCCGGCGGGGGCCGGGGUAGAGGCGGCCUCGGUGCUCGUUUACCGGGAGCCCGUGUAUAACUGGCAGGCUACCAAAAGCACGGUGAAGGAGAGGUUCGCCUUCCUUUUCAACACCGAGGUGCUCAGCGACGUGCAUUUUCUGGUGGGCAAGGGGAUGGGAAUGCAGAGGAUACCCGCGCACAGGUUUGUGCUAGCGGUGGGCAGCGCUGUGUUCGAUGCAAUGUUCAACGGGGGAAUGGCGACAACGUCCACUGAGAUCGAGCUGCCAGACGUGGAGCCAGCGGCCUUCCUCGCCCUGCUCAAGUUCCUGUACUCGGACGAGGUGCAGAUCGGGCCGGAGACGGUGAUGACCACGCUGUACACGGCUAAGAAGUACGCAGUGCCGGCACUGGAGGCCCACUGCGUGGAGUUCCUGAAGAAGAACCUGAGAGCGGACAACGCCUUCAUGCUGCUCACACAGGCCCGGUUGUUCGACGAGCCCCAGCUGGCCAGCCUCUGCCUGGAGAACAUCGACAAGAACACGUCUGACGCCAUCAACGCAGAGGGCUUCACAGACAUCGACCUGGACACGCUGAUGGCGGUGCUGGAGCGGGACACGCUGGGUAUUCGGGAGGUCCGUCUCUUCACGGCGGUGAGUCGCUGGUCGGACGCAGAGUCCCAGAGGCAGCAGCUGCAGCCGAGCCCCGAGAACAAGCGUCGUGUCCUGGGCAAGGCGCUGCCCCUCAUCCGCUUCCCGCUCAUGACCAUCGAGGAGUUCGCCGCAGGUGCGGAGCGCCCGGCUCAGUCGGGUAUUCUCACGGACAGGGAGGUGGUCAGUCUCUUCCUGCACUUCACGGUGAAUCCGAAGCCACGCGUGGAGUUCAUCGACCGGCCGCGGUGCUGCCUGCGGGGGAAGGAGUGCAACAUCAACCGCUUCCAGCAGGUGGAGAGUCGCUGGGGGUACAGCGGGACGAGCGACCGCAUCCGGUUCUCGGUGAAUCGCAGGAUAUUCGUGGUCGGGUUCGGCCUGUAUGGCUCGAUCCACGGGCCCACGGACUACCAGGUCAAUAUCCAGAUCAUCCACACGGACAGUAACACGGCUCUGGGUCAGAACGACACAGGCUUCAGCUGCGACGGCACGGCCAGCACCUUCCGCGUGAUGUUCAAGGAGCCGGUCGAGAUCCUGCCCAACGUCAACUACACCGCCUGCGCCACGCUCAAGGGCCCGGACUCUCACUACGGUACGAAGGGACUGCGGAAGGUGAUCCACGAGGCCUCCACCACCGGGACCAAGACCUGCUUCACAUUCUGCUACGCGGCCGGGAACAACAACGGAACCUCGGUAGAGGAUGGGCAGAUCCCCGAGCUCAUCUUCUACACAUAGACACGGAGAGACUGGGAGGAGAAGGGCUGAGAGGAGAGAGACUGAGAGGGGCUGGGAGGAGAGAGGAGAGACACUGAGAGGGGCUGGGAGGAGAGAGGAGAGAGACUGAGAGGGGCUGGGAGGAGAGAGACUGAGAGGGGCUGGGAGGAGAGAGACUGAGAGGGGCUGAGAUACCAGAGCUCAUCUUCUACACAUAGACACGUAGAGACUGGGAGGAGGAGAGGGGCUCGGAGGAGAGAGGCUGAGAGGGGCUGAGAGGAGAGAGGAGGAAAGGGGCUGGGAGGAGUGAGGCUGGGAGGAGAGAGGAGAGACACUGAGAGGGGCUGGGAGGAGAGAGGAGAGACACUGAGAGGGGCUGGGAGGAGAGAGGAGAGACACUGAGAGGGGCUGGGAGGAGAGAGGAGAGACACUGAGAGGAUCUGGGAGGAGAGAGACUGGGGCUGGGAGGAGAGAGGAGAGAGACUGAGAGGGGCUGGGAGGAGAGGGGCUGAGAUACCAGAGCUCAUCUUCUACACACAGACACGGAGAGGCUGAGAGAAGUACAGAAAUGGUCCGGUGCAGUCUUGCUGUUCCUCAUCACUAACAUUAUAUAACAAAACAAAAAGCCCACGGCUCCCUAAGCAGCGUUCUCUCCGGAGCUCGGCUUGUACAUUCCCACGUUCACACAAAGCUUCCCAUUGCUGCUCUGGUGCAUCUCUGUCAGUUUCAAAAGAAAACUCUGAGUUAUAAAACGGAGGAAACCUGGACGCUGUGCUGUGUUUGUCUCGGGAAUGGGGGGGGGGGGUGAAGAAUCAUUCGCACUUCAUUCAAGUGAUUAAAACAACAGGAAGCUUCCUCCACUGAACUGUGUUUGGCUUGUGCACUGCUCUGCCUGCACUUGCUCUCCUAGUCAUGGUGAAAAUGCACUUUCAUCACGUGACUCGGAGGAGACACAGCGAUUGCUUUGGUGCUGUUUGUUUUGAGGUAUUCACUUAUCACUGUGUGCUCCGUGCGUCAUUAAGAAAGUGUGCGGUGGCUCAUUAAUGAGCCUCUGUAAAUGUGAAACAAACACAGCAGUUAGCUUUCAGUGAAAUACCAGCAGAGUGAACCUGGAACAGCUCAAACGGUUCUGUCCUGGGAGGGGAGUCCACGUCUGUGUUGGUAACAUCUCCUCAAUGAUUGAGCGGAUCUGGUACAGGUGCACCCCUGUAGGGGCGAGGUGGUGGAACCCCAGAGAUUAGGGAGUUAAUAUGAAGAAGCAGCAUUUCAUUUCUUUUUUUAUCAUUAAGAAUGUAUCUGCAACUUCAGUGUGGACUGAAUUCCACUUUGGUGGAAUAAAAAAAUGACUGGUAAUGUAAACCAAAUUGUAAAAUAAAAACUAUUAAUCACACGGCCACCAAAAGUACUAAAGACUAUCUUGAACGAAUGUAAAAAUAAAUGACUAAUAAUUAAUAUGAUCAAUGUGUUCAAGUGAACGUAGCGUCUGUAUUUUGCAUCUGCUUUGUGAGUUUAAGAUCUGUACAUAUACAUUAAAAAUAUAAACUAUA
This is a messenger RNA of Acipenser ruthenus (sterlet), 3203 nucleotides long. Its product is annotated as BTB/POZ domain-containing protein 2-like. Gene Ontology annotation, molecular function: protein binding. Lineage: Eukaryota; Metazoa; Chordata; Actinopteri; Acipenseriformes; Acipenseridae. Gene Ontology annotation, cellular component: P-body; cytosol. The record is from RefSeq and is a predicted model, not a curated record. Gene Ontology annotation, biological process: neurogenesis. The transcript is spliced from 9 exons. The coding region runs from base 7 to 1677 and encodes 556 amino acids.